AUGUCCGCAGAACAACAAGAUAUUGGACUGAAUCUUCAAAGCCUCCUGGCAUCAGCCUCCUCCUCAUCUCCACUAUGUCUUCCAUUAGAUUCUCCAUCGAAUUCAGAAGCCCCGACCAGAUCUUCGCCUACCUCAACAUCUCCAAACAGUACUGGCUCUGUGGACCAAGUAGCGAAUUUGUUGAUGGAAAAGGCGAGAAAACAGUCUGAAGUCAAUCAUGUUUUGACCGAAAGUCAACAAUCUCAGGAGAAUUUGGAGAUUGGUGCGGAUGCAGGUAAUGGUACCGAGCCGAAGUCGAAGAAACGAAAGAGGACCAAACGGAACCCAGUCUGGAACUUUUUCGAUGUUAUUGAAGCAGAAGGAGGAGGAUCGAUAGCACAAUGUCAGCAAUGUAGUUAUAAUACGAAGAGUGCGUUCAGUACGAAUUUGAAAAUUCAUUUGAGAUGUCAUCAUAAAGAGAGUCAUGUACAGGUAUGUCUGUGUUAAUAUUGGUUUGUCUUGGUGUUUAAACUGGUUUUUAGAGCAGUAUUUUAGGUUAUUAUGUAGAAAAUGGUUUUUACUUUGAUAUGAUAGCCUAUUUUUUAAUUUUUUUUUCAUUUUAAAAGAAUUUCAUCAAAAAAGAAAAGGGGAAGAUUUUCAGUGCAAAUUGCAUUAGAAAUCUUCCACUCUUUAAACCUAACGAUUUUUUGUUUUGUAAAGAAAGUUUUUGCUGUUUGCUUGGUUAUAAAAAAAGUUCUUGCCAUUUUUUGUUCUGUAAACAAAGUUCUUGCCAUAUUUUGAUCCGUAAAGAAAGUUUUUGCCAUAUCUUAACUUUUAAAGAAAUUUCUUGCCAUUUCCUUCUGUAGACAAAGUUUUUGACAUAAUUUUUUUAGGUAUUAGAAAUGGAAGCCAAGCUAGCCGAAAAUCAAAUCCAAGGGUCGCCAAGAACGCCAAAAGCAUUGGAUUUUCAACAAUUUUUGAAUCAAGCUGGUGCACAAAAUGAAAAUGAGGAGGAAAAUCAAUGUAUGUUUUGUUGAAAAUUUUGUUUUUUGAAAUUUAAAAAUUUUGAAAAAAAAUUUUUUUUGCACAGUGCAAUGAAAAUUAGGGAUAAAAAAUUAGUUCACUUAGCAGUUUUUAGGCUUAAAAUUGGAAAAUUACGGUAAUUUGUUGAGGUCUGGCUUUUUGUUACCGUAAAUUGUGGGCCUUUGUUUGCAGUACUUUAUGUACUACUUUUUAUUGUAACUUAUGGACUACUAGUUACGGUGCUUUAUGGAUAGUUAGUUGCCGUAAUCUAUGGGUUACUGUUACAGUAUCUUAUUGACAUAAAGUUACUGUAGCUUGUGUCCUACUACUUAAAGUGUUCUAUGAGCCAUUUGGUGCAGUAACCUAUUGUUUUUGAUUACAGUACUCUAGAAUUUUUGUUACUGUAUCAUAUAUAUGACUAAAAUAAUGAGUCCGAGGACUUAUGGCGCAACCUGUAAGCGGCAGACUACUGUAACUUAUGAGAUUUUGUUUACAGUAGCUUAUGUGGUUUUGAUUACAGUAACCUUUUUACUUACAGUACUUAAUGGGACUCUUGUUACAAUAUCUUAUAAAUUACUGAUUACAGUAACCUAUGGGUUUUCGUUUACAGUAACCUAUAGUCGAGUUACUCUUGAAGUAAUACUAUGACAUAUUCUUUGAAAUUUGGCAUACCGUAACUAAACCAAUGAUCAUUGCCAUGCCUCUUACAUGGCUUGUUUUGUGUUACAGUAACCAAUGAUUAAACCAACACAAACAUAAUGCAAAUAUACAUUCAUCAACGGGCCGAAAUAACCAAAAAUCGACCCGAUUUCCGCUGUAAAUGUUUUCCCAACGCAAAAAUAUUAUUUACCGGCCCUAAGGCGAUUAAACUGUAAAGUGAAUUUCGAAACUUACAAUAAAAUGUUUUGAAGGGAUUUGCCAUUGUAAAGCUUACAACUAUAACUUUUUGGAUUUAUGGUCUAAGCCCGAUGUCUUCAGGGUUUCGUUUUGGGAUUUAAAUAGAAGGAGGGGGUUACGAAAAUACUGGAUUACUUAUUGGACAGCGUUCUGUUCAUAAUUUUGUAGUUUUUGUAGAUAUUAAUUGGAUUAAUGGAGCCGAAAAGUGGAAUUGGAGAUGGGGGUCGGUUACUGUAGGGUAGAGAGGAGGGAGGGGUUGGGUUGCUGUAAUUAGGAGUGAGGAAGGGUAGGGUAUAACUUGGUAGGGAACGGUGGAGUAGGAUAGGGUAGAGUAGAGACGAUUAGGGUACGGUGUGAUAGGAUAGCUUUUAGUAGGUUACCGUAAAAUGGGAUAGGUGUUAGUAUGUUAAGGGCUAGAUUAAAGUAAGACUAGAGUAUUGUGAGUACUGCAGGGUAGUGAUCAUGGUACGGCUUAUAUGGCCUAUUAAGGUACGUAGUACGGUGCAGCAUUGAUAUAGUAGGGUGGGUAGGGUACUGUUGGGAAGUCUUUCGUAGGGAAUGGUAGGGUAGAGAGAGCAAGGUAGGGUCGGGCAAGAAACGGUAGGCUAGAGUAGGGUAGGGCAUGGUAACUAUUAUUUUUGAAAAAAACUAGCUGUAAGAUAUCUAAAAAAAUACGGUAGGCUAAUCUUGAGGCUAGAAAAUCUUUUUUUUUGACAGCGGUGUCAUUUUUUUGGGUGUUGUUGCUAUGUGCGAGAAAAAUAUUUAUACUGUUUACCUAAAGAAUGCAAUUUCAAUAAUUUUCAUUUUUAGCUUGGUUAAACAACUGACAGUACUAUAAUCUUCUACUUGCAGUAAUAAAAUUGAAAAAAAAAUAUUUGUUACCUAAAAGUUGAAAAAAAGGUUCAAAAAAUAAAAUUUUAUUAAAAAUUAUAAAAUCAGUUGGAAAAACUGAAAACUGGUAUGGCAUUUUACACACCGCAUUUCAUUCCAGUAUCGAAUUUCUCGACGUUAUUAGCCAUGUUGGCAACUCAAACCAACUCGGAUGCAACGACGGCGACGCCCGACGACAACAGGCGCAAAAGAAACCGCAAACAUCCUGUUUGGAAAUAUUUUGGCGACAUUGGAGAUAAGGUAAGGACUAUGUUUUUUAGUUAUAGCUGGGCAUAAUAGGGCUAGGAUUAAAAGAUUAGCUAGGUCUCAGGCUGAAGGUAGUGGUAAGGCUGGGACUAGUGCUAGGACUUGUGUUAGGGUUAAGUUUAAGGCUAGGCUAAUGCUAUUGGAGAAGAGCGCAUUUAUUAGGUUUCGACAUAAAGAACCCGCCAUUUUUUACAGGAAAUUAAGGCAAAAUAUGGCGGGUCCUUUAUGUUGGCACCUCGCACUAACUUUCUUUACAGAUGACAAAAUUAAAAAAUAUUUAGUGGAAAGAAAGUUCUUGCGCAUCGAAAUCUUAUUUUAAAUUUUCAUUGAUUUGAGAACACUGGAAAGAAAGUUAUCGCGUUUUGAUUUCAAAAAAGUUGAUUUUUACCGUUUUUUUUUUGUUUUUUGAACCUAAAAUCUGCAAUAACUUUCUUUGCAGAUAAUAAGGUUGAAAAAUAUUUUGUGGAAAGAAAGUUAUUGCACAUUACAAGCCUAUUUUAAAUUUUGGUUCAUUUUCGUAUACUGGAAAGAAAGUUAUUGCGUUUUUAGUUAAAAAAUUUUUACUAAAAAGUGCAAUAACUUUCUUUCCAAACUUUAAAAAAAUAAUUUUUAAUUUAAAUAUGCAACUUUCAGGUAGUAGGCUGCAACCUCUGCGAUUUCCACACAAAUUCCGCGUUCAGCACGAACCUAAAAAUGCACUUGAAGUCACAUCAUAAAGAAGAAUUCAUUGAUAUAAUGGAACAAGAAGUAGAACUACUGAAGAAGGACGGCGAAAUCCAGAAUCAAAAUCCAGAAGACGGUAGCAAAAGAAGACGAAGAACGGUUGCUGAACUAGAAGAAGACAUAGAAAGGGCGAAGAUCAGUAUUCAGAAGGAUAAGGAGAAACAGCUGGCUAGGAAUCCAAUAUUGUAGGUUUUUUUGGGUCUUAUGGGGGGAGGGGUGGAAAGAAAGUUGUUGCGGGUUUUUGAGACUUCUAGUAAAUUUUUUGUAAUUUUAUACAUUGGAAAGAAAGUUUUUGCUAUUUUGAUUUAGAAAAAACAAGUUUUGUCGAAGAAAGAAAAGUGGAAGUUUGAUGGAAGAUUUUUAGUGCAAAAUACAUUACAAAUCUUCCACUUAACUUCUACUUUCAAAAAGAGCCAAAAAUGCAUUUUUAGGCCAUUUUAAGACAUUUUAAAAAGUGGAAGUUUGAUGGAAGAUUUUCAGUGCAAAAUACAUUACACAUCUUCCACUCAACUUCCACUUGUGAAAAGUGCCAAAAACUCAUUUUUAAGCCAUUUUAAGACAUUUUAAAGAUGGAAGUUAAGUGGAAGAUUUUCAGUGCGAAAUACAUUACGAAUCUUCCACCCAACUUCCACUUUUCAAGAAUUCGAUUUUUUAGGUUUGUAAUGAAAAUUUUUGUCAUUUUUUAUUAUGUAAAGAAAGUUCUUGUCAAAAUAAAGUUCAGAAAGCUUAGAAUUUGAAGUGCCAAUAAUAUACCAUAAGCUGAUGCAUCAUGAUAGGUUUCAAACACAACAUGAUACUUUUUUCGGGAUUUCAAUUGAAUUAGAAGCCUUUAAGGCAUGGUUGUUUAAUGUUUGUUUAAAGGAUAAUCCUGUUAUUAAUGUACUGGUGAAAAGUGAUGCUGACAUUGUUUUUGUUUCGAAAAAAGCAAGGACUUUGUUUUCGGCAUGAAAAAUGGCAAUAACUUUCUUUACAAAACAAAAAAUGGCAAGAACUUUCUUUACAAAACGAGAAAUGGCAAAUACUUUCUUUACAAAACGAGAAAUGUCAAAAACUUUCUUUACAAAUUAAAAAAUGGCAAGUACUUUCUUUACAAAAUUUUUAAAAAUUUUUCAAAAUUUUCUAAAAUGCCAUUUUCAGAUGUGCCGCCCUAACUAGUCCCGCCAAAGUCCCAAAACUAAAGCGGCCAAAGAUGGACAAUGACUAUAUGAUGCCUCUCUUGAACAACAUCCAACCUCUCGACCUCACCAGCGAUGUUCAUGACAUUCCUCAACUGACUCCGGAACAAGACCUCAAAGAUCACAAUAAUAUGGAGUUCAACUUUCAAUCACAAGAUGUCAACUUACAAUCAGCUGUUGUUAACACAAUCUUGAAGAACGCCGCCUUACAAGGCUUCUUACAGGCUAUGGGUGGAACUGACGACAUUCUACGGUUACCGGCUUUUAGGGUAGGUUUUUGAGUUUUAUCGUUUUAUAUGGUCGUUUUUAAAGCAAAUUUGGUAUUUUCUUUUUAAGAUGUGUGUUUUGCAUUCAAUUCUUAACAUAUAUUUUAAGUUUGGUACUACUAGUACAAUUGGAAAGAAAUUUAUGACGAUUUUUGUCCACUGCGUCGUUCUCUGAAAACUUUGGGGUUUUUAUAGUUUACCGGUCAAUAUAGCCGUUUUUAAAGCAAUAUUGAAAGAAUUAUUAUAAAAGUCGUAUUUUACGUUGUGUUACUAACCUACAUUUGAAAUUUGGUACUGCAAGUACGCUUGGAGCGAAAGUUAUGACGAUUUUUGUCCACUGCGUCGAUUUCUGAAAAUUUUGAGGUUUUUAUAGUUUUACCGGUCGAUUUAGUCGUUUUUAAAGCAAUAUUUAAAAGACCUUUCAAUGAUCGUAUUUUACUUGGCAUUCUUAACAUAUAUUUUUAAUUUGUUACUACUAGUACACUUGGAAAGAAAGUUAUGACAAUUUUUGCCCAGUGCAGUUUUUUGAAAGUCUUUGGGUUUUUAAAAUUUUUUGGUACUACUAGUCCUCUUGGGACUUUGGUACCACUAGUGUGCUUUAAAACUAUCAAAAUUGAUACGGUUUAUUACAAUUGAUACGAUUAUAAGGAAUAGGUAUAUAAUUACAACGAAUUUUAAACUGUGUAGUGUUAAUCAAUGUCAUUUUCAGAGCUUUGUCAACUGCCUGGACCCGACUUUCGCUCUUCCACAGUCGCUGAAUCAAUAA
Molecule: messenger RNA, 5966 nt
Organism: Bursaphelenchus okinawaensis
Lineage: Eukaryota; Metazoa; Nematoda; Chromadorea; Rhabditida; Aphelenchoididae
Source: the annotation of a GenBank genome assembly